AAUCUAGUCUAUAGGAUAAGGUAAUGAAUUAAACAAGCAAGAAAAGGGACCCUCUCACACCACAUUGUCUCACUGUGCAUAGUGUGUGUGAACAAAGAUCUUCAAAAAGCUAUCAAAACCAUUCACUUCAUUUUCAAAACCAGUUUCAGAAACCCUCCUCAUGGUCCUUCUGGUUUGGUUCAACUGAAGUAAAAAAGUUAAGAGUGUGUGUGCAGUGUGGUUAAGAAAAAAUGUUUGGUGAUUGUCAAGUUAUGUCAACAAUGGGAGGAGGAAAUGUAGUAGUGAACUCAGAAUCUCUCUUUUCUUCUCCGAUCCAUAACCCUAACUUCAACUUCAUGUCUACCAUGCCUUUUCAGCCGUUUUCUUCUUCCAUGAAAGAAGAAGAUGGAAUGUUGAGAGGGAAAGAAGAGAUAAUGGAUCAAAGUGGCUCGGGGAGCGAACAAGUUGAAGAUAAGUCGGGGAAUGAACAAGAGAUUACUAAUGAACAAGAAACUACGAAGAAGAAACGUUAUCAUCGACACACUGCUCGCCAGAUCCAAGAAAUGGAAGCAUUAUUUAAGGAAUGUCCACACCCAGAUGAUAAACAAAGACUGAAACUAAGCCAUGAUUUGGGAUUAAAACCACGGCAAGUUAAAUUCUGGUUUCAGAAUCGUCGAACUCAAAUGAAGGCACAACAAGAUCGUUCGGAUAAUGUGAUACUUAGAGCAGAGAAUGAGAAUUUAAAGAAUGAGAACUAUCGACUACAAGCGGCUUUACGUAAUAUUAUGUGUCCUAAUUGUGGCGGGCCAUGUAUAAUGGGUCCUGAUUUGGGUUUGGAUGAUCAUCAAAUUCGACUUGAAAAUGCCAGGUUAAGAGAAGAGCUAGAACGUGUAUGUUGUAUCACAUCAAGAUACACCGGUCGCCAAAUUCAAACAAUGGCACCACCUCAAUCUCUUAUGCAACCAUCAUUGGACUUAGACAUGAACAUAUACCCAACAAGACACUUUUCUGAUCAAUUAAUGACACCAUGCACUGAAAUGAUUCCUGUCCCUAUGCUACCACAUGAACAUUCACAUUUUCAAGAGGGUGGUCUCUUAUUAUUGGAAGAUGAAAAAUCACUUGCAAUGGAAUUUGCAGCUUCUUCUAUGGCUGAACUUAUUAAGAUGUGUCAAAUGAAUGAACCGCUUUGGAUUCGUAACGGUGAAAAUGAAAGGGAAGUUCUUAAUUUUGAUGAGCAUGCUAGGCUUUUUUCAUGGCCUUUGAAUCUUAAGCAAAGAAGUGAGAUGAGGACUGAAGCUACACGUGAUUCUGCUGUUGUUAUUAUGAAUAGUGUUACUCUUGUUGAUGCUUUUCUUGAUGCUCAAAAAUGGAUGGAAUUGUUUCCAACAAUUGUUGCUAGAGCAAGAACUGUUCAAAUUAUAGCUUCUGGUGCUUCUGGUCAUGCAAGUGGGACUCUUCAGCUGAUGCAUGCAGAAUUCCAAGUUCUUUCUCCAUUGAUAUCAACUAGAGAGACUCAUUUUCUUCGAUAUUGUCAGCAAAAUGCAGAGGAAGGAACAUGGGCCAUUGUUGAUUUUCCUGUUGACAGCUUCCAACAAAAUUUUCACAAUUCUUAUCCCAAAUACUGCAGAAGAUCUUCUGGCUGUGUCAUUCAAGAUAUGCCAAAUGGCUAUUCAAGGGUAACAUGGGUUGAGCAUGCAAAAGUUGUUGAAAAACCUGUUCAUCAAAUAUUAAGCAACUAUGUGUAUAGUGGAAUGGCAUUUGGUGCACAACGUUGGUUAGGAGUUUUGCAAAGACAAUGUGAAAGGGUUGCUAGUCUCAUGGCUAGAAACAUAUCAGAUCUUGGAGUGAUACCUUCUCCGGAAGCGCGGAAGAACUUGAUGAAACUAGCAAACAGGAUGAUAAAAACUUUUAGUCUUAAUAUGACAACUUAUGGUGGCCAAUCAUGGACUGCUAUAUCAGAUUCACCAGAAGACACUGUUAGAAUCACUACUAGGAAAAUCACUGAGCCUGGCCAACCUAAUGGUGUGAUUCUUGCUGCGGUUUCAACCACUUGGCUUCCUUAUUCUCAUACCAAAGUCUUUGAUCUCCUCCGUGACGAACGCCACAGAUCUCAGAUGGAUGCACUUUCUAAUGGGAACUCAUUAAAUGAAGUGGCUCAUAUUGCAAAUGGUUCACAUCCAGGAAACUGCAUUUCCCUUCUUCGUAUAAAUGUUGCAAGUAACUCAUCUCAAAAUGUAGAGCUAAUGCUGCAAGAGACAUGCACAGAUCAAUCUGGAAGCCUAGUAGUCUACACGACAAUCGAUGUUGAUUCGAUCCAGCUAGCCAUGAGUGGUGAAGACCCUUCAUGCAUUUCACUUCUUCCACAAGGGUUCAUGAUAGUACCAAUGGUUUCAUCAAACACUGAGACAUCAUCUGAACAAGGUGUGACAGGAACACCAUCAUCAACUUCUAGUGCUUCUGCUGCUGCUAACUCAGGUUGUCUUCUUAUCAUGGGAAUGCAAGUUCUAGCAAGCUCAAUUCCUUCUGCAAAACUUAACCUUUCAAGCGUCACGGCAAUCAAUAACCACCUCUGCAAUACCCUGCAUCAAAUUGAAGGUGCUCUUUGUAGCACCACUAACAACAAUUGCUUUGUUGGGUCUUGCAAUGAACCAACCACUAGUGCACCUCCCAAGUAAUGUUAACACCUUGUCCAAGUUAUUAAAAUUGUUCCUUCCCACUUUUGGAUUAUGGAUUUGUAGAGAAUAUUGUACGAAAAAGUUGAAUUAGCAACGGAAAUUAUUGACGAGAAAAUAUGAAAUCUGUCUUUGUCACGUAGUCUGGUGACACGUGAAUUAGAGACUGAUUUUAUUAUUUUCGUCUCAAAUUUCCAUUGCUAAUUUAAAUUUUUUCCAAGUAUGAGAACAUGAAUUUUAGUUAAUUGAGUAGAGUAGUUAGGGAAGGAGCAAGGGCAUGAGUGUUUUUAAAUAAAGAUGGAUCUUUAGUAGGAAUUAAGUAUGGGGGGUGUAUUAGUAAAUUGAAUUUGUUUAGAACUAAUUGAUGUGUGUUUUGUAUUGGGAGUGAGAGUGUGGUAACAUUGAGAAAUAGUAUUUUGAUGUAUGUGAGGAGGGUAGAGGGACUGAGGGAGUCAAGAGCGCACCAGAUAAUACCUUUGAUUUUCUAGUAAGGCCGUCUCGUUUGAUACGAGAUGAUGGUCUUACUAGUUAGGAAGGGUGGUGUGGUUCGGGUAUUGACUCUUGUUUCUAUGUUAGCCUCUACUAUUCAUUUCAAUGUUUAUGAUCUUUGAACUUGAAUCAA
This is a messenger RNA of Trifolium pratense (red clover), 3273 nucleotides long. Its product is annotated as homeobox-leucine zipper protein HDG5-like. Bases 231 to 2654 code for a protein of 807 amino acids. Lineage: Eukaryota; Viridiplantae; Streptophyta; Magnoliopsida; Fabales; Fabaceae. The record is from RefSeq and is a predicted model, not a curated record. Gene Ontology annotation, molecular function: DNA binding; lipid binding; DNA-binding transcription factor activity, RNA polymerase II-specific. The transcript has 12 exons. Gene Ontology annotation, biological process: regulation of DNA-templated transcription.